Molecule: messenger RNA, 2042 nt
Organism: Mesoplodon densirostris (Blainville's beaked whale)
Lineage: Eukaryota; Metazoa; Chordata; Mammalia; Artiodactyla; Ziphiidae
Product: zinc finger Ran-binding domain-containing protein 2-like
Biological process (GO): RNA processing
Molecular function (GO): RNA binding; lipopolysaccharide binding
Source: RefSeq, a predicted model, not a curated record
GGUGGCGGCGUCCAAGAUGUCGACCAAGAAUUUCCGAGUCAGUGACGGUGACUGGAUUUGCCCUGACAAAAAAUGUGGAAAUGUAAACUUUGCUAGAAGAACUAGCUGUAAUAGAUGUGGUCGAGAGAAAACAACUGAGGCUAAGAUGAUGAAAGCUGGAGGCACUGAAAUAGGAAAGACACUCACAGAAAAGAGCCGAGGCUUGUUUAGUGCUAAUGACUGGCAGUGUAAAACUUGCAGUAAUAUGAAUUGGGCCAGAAGAUCAGAGUGUAACAUGUGUAAUACUCCAAAGUAUGCUAAGCUGGAAGAAAGAACAGGAUAUGGUGGUGGUUUUAAUGAAAGAGAAAAUGUUGAAUAUAUAGAAAGAGAAGAAUCUGAUGGUGAAUAUGAUGAGUUUGGACGCAAAAAGAAAAAAUACAGAGGGAAGGCAGUUGGUCCUGCAUCUAUUUUAAAGGAAGUUGAAGAUAAAGAAUCUGAGGGAGAAGAAGAGGAUGAGGAUGAAGAUCUUUCUAAAUAUAAAUUAGAUGAGGAUGAGGAUGAAGAUGAUGCUGAUCUCUCAAAGUAUAAUCUUGAUGCCAGUGAAGAAGAAGAUAGUAAUAAAAAGAAAUCUAAUAGACGAAGUCGCUCAAAGUCUCGGUCUUCACAUUCACGAUCUUCAUCACGCUCAUCCUCCCCCUCCAGUUCAAGGUCUAGGUCCAGGUCCCAUUCAAGAAGUUCUUCCAGUUCGCAGUCAAGAUCUCGUUCCAGUUCCAGAGAACGUUCGAGAUCUCGUGGGUCGAAAUCAAGAUCCAGCUCCAGGUCCCACAGGGGCUCUUCUUCCCCACGAAAAAGAUCUUACUCAAGUUCAUCAUCUUCUCCUGAGAGGAACAGAAAGAGAAGUCGUUCUAGAUCUUCUUCAUCUGGUGAUCGCAAAAAAAGACGAACAAGAUCACGGUCACCUGAAAGGCACCACAGGUCACCUUCUGGAUCAUCCCAUUCUGGUUCCCGUUCAAGUUCAAAAAAGAAAUAAUGAAUUAAAAUUUACAUCUUAAAAAAAAAAAAGUCUAGUACAGUGCAUGAAGCGAAGCAUAUUUUUUAAGAAGUUGGUGUCUUACUUGGUCAGAAGUGCUAAAUCUGCUAGUAGAGGUGCAUGCCUUUCAUUGCUUUUCAGAACAAUACAGCUGUGUUUAUUUGUGAAAUUAAAAGUAAAUGGUAUUUUAAGCCAUAAUGUCCCAAAAUAGAUGCUUUGUUUAUCAUUUGUUAUUUACAACCAUCUCAGCUAUAACAAAGUACUUUGUUUUUUAAUUUGAACUCUUGUUUUUCUCAUCUCCAAAUAUGAGCAUUACCUAGGCUUGUCUGGACUUUGGGCACGGAAGCAAGACCGUGGUAAAGUAGUUGGAAACAAUCUGUUUAUGUUAAUCCGGGAAAAGGAGUCAACCUGUUUAUGUUAACCUAUGUCGAAGUGAUUCUUAUUAACUAGUUGUAAAACAGCCAACUGGAAAUGUCUUUAUUUUGAAAUUCCCUAUGUUAAGGGUGCCUUAGAAUCAUUGUUUCUCUUUUAUCCAGUUUUACUUUUUGCACCACCAAGUUUAAUACAGAAAAGUUUUGUGAAUUGGAGAGGAGAAAGGUGUUAUUUAUUUCUCCUUUUCUGACACGUAAUUUUGAGCAAGAAUGCCAAACAGUUCAUCUCUACUAAUAUGGUUGAUGAGAAAAACAUCUUAUUUUUAAAUGUUUAAUAUUUUUAGGAGCUUUGUGUGAUAUCCUUUAAAAAUCUAGUUAUCACAUUAUAGGGUAGACAGUUAAAUCAUAGUUAACGAGGAACAAAUUGAAGAAAGUUUUUGAAGUAUAUUUCUCUUUGGGUGAAAGACCAACAGAUGUGAAUUUAAGUGAACAUUUGCUUUGAGAUGUUUAACUUUAAACACAUUGCGUAAAAUUUUCUUCUGAGUUAUAAAUGAAUGCUUAUUUCCUCAUGACAUAAGCAGGAAUAAUUGUUCCUAUUCACUUGAAAUUACUUAUGGCUUAAAAUACUUUCAAGGUUUAUUUCUCAAAAUUAAAAUCUGGUC